UUAAUUAUUAGAUACAAUAUAUCGAAAAAGUGAAGCAACAUAAAUAAUUAUGGUGCGUUAUUAGUGUAAAUAAUAAGCAAAAAUGUCUUCAGAAGUAUCGUUAGAUGGACAAGAAAGACCAAAUUUUUUACGCCGCGCGGGAAAAUGCUGUUUGAAAGCAGCGUGUUCGCAAAUUGGCUUAGUUAUUGUGGUUAUUAUAUACGUUCUUCUUGGUGCUGUGCUGUUUGAGUACUUGGAGUCAGGACCUGAGGUGGUGAAACGGUCUGCCAUACAACGUUCUCGGGACGAAUGCCUGAAGGAGCUGUGGGCAAUCACCGAACGCCUAAAUGUAUUAUAUGAGAGGAAUUGGACAAGAUUGGUCCACGAACAGCUUCGCAAGUUUGAGUCUUCCAUAGUAGCGGCCGCGAGACAAGCAGACGUCCGGUCUCCAGACCUGGUGCUGGAUACUAAAUGGACAUUUUCUGGAUCUCUCAUAUAUUGCAUCACGUUAAUAACUACAAUAGGGUAUGGGAACGUAUCACCUCGUACUGCUGCAGGGAGAGCAGCUACAGUUGCAUAUGCAGCAGCAGGUGUGCCCUUGGCGUUGGCCUGUUUGGCCGGACUCGGCGCAUCAUUGGCAAGACUAGCUCGAUUAGCUUGGCUGCGAGCUACAAAAGAUAAAGUGCCUCAUACAUGGCGGAAAGAAGAGGUGGAGAAUCAUUUUCAACUGCAUGAGCAACAGAGACUACUUCCUCAGCCAAUAGAGAACAACCAAUACACGUCGUUUCCACCAAGAACAAACCGAUCUCCUGGAACUGUAAUGGUUAAGGCCGGGGAAAAAGGCCAGUACUCUCAAGUAUUUGAAAAGGCCCCGGCAAGUCCAAGAUCAGCAACUUUAGGCCGAAUGAAGCGGAGUACUUUUAUAGAUGAACCACAAACUUCAUCCUCAUUACAAACUCAAACCCUAGACAGAAAGAAGACUGUAGGAAACACAAAAUGUAUGGCCACUGUACAUAGCCCUAGCAGAGGUUUUCCCAGGGGACGAAUAAUUCAACGGCCUAGAGGUCCAGUUAUUGACCAACUGAUUGCUGAAGAAUGCAGAGAUGUUCAUCAUAGAAGCCAAGAGGAACUUGACGACUCGGAAGAUGCUGAUGAAUCAAUCUGUCCCCAUGAUACACCAUCCCGAGUGCCUUUGAUCUGGAAUCAAGAGAGUCACAAACAGAAGAGCUGCGCUGUUCCUAGCAGCAAUACUAUGAGUAUCCAGCAUAUUCACAUAGAACACUGCCACAUUCCCGUCAGUAUUGUUCUCUUCCUUUUAUUGGGCUACAUUUUCAUUGGCGCGGCUAUCUUCUCAACUUGGGAGAACUGGAGUUUCCUAGAUGCCGCCUACUUCUGCUUCAUAGCUUUAGCUACUAUAGGCUUCGGUGAUUUCGUUCCUACGAGCUUUCUUAUUUCAAAACCAAAUGUAGAAUAUUCCAAAAGCGAGUAUAUACAAAUGAUUGCAUGCUGUGCAUACCUGGUUUUUGGGCUAAUAUUGAUAGCUAUGUCGUUCAGUCUUCUUCAAGACGAAGUUGUGGCGCGUUGUUCACAGUUAGCAAACAGUUUGGGAUUAUCGCGUCAAUGACAAUACGAGAAGAGCGAAUGUAGCUCAACCGACCACUUGAGAAUGUUAUGAUCGUUAUUGUGAGUAUUGUCCGGUGUAUUUGUAUUCAAACUAUAAUAUAUUUUCUAGAUGUCAUUGUAUCAUACGACAGA
Molecule: messenger RNA, 1734 nt
Organism: Pieris brassicae (large cabbage white)
Lineage: Eukaryota; Metazoa; Arthropoda; Insecta; Lepidoptera; Pieridae
Exons: 6
Coding region: 83-1603 (506 amino acids)
Biological process (GO): stabilization of membrane potential; potassium ion transmembrane transport
Cellular component (GO): membrane
Molecular function (GO): potassium ion leak channel activity
Source: RefSeq, a predicted model, not a curated record